Molecule: messenger RNA, 1011 nt
Organism: Porites evermanni
Lineage: Eukaryota; Metazoa; Cnidaria; Anthozoa; Scleractinia; Poritidae
Source: the annotation of a GenBank genome assembly
AUGGUAGAAGAAACUCGGCAACUCUCCCCAAAGGAGCUCCUCGUCUAUAAAGACUUGAAUAAUGCAGUUACAAUAGAAGACAUUAACAAAUCAAUGUCAGAAAAAGAAGUAGAUUUUAAGUUGGUGGAUGAUUACCUGUUUAGAGAAAAAACGUCGAAGACAUUGGCUGGACUGACAAUACAAAAGGCAUCGAGUGGAUGGCCAAGAAAUCGGAAGGAAGUGCUUCAGUUACUGAAGAUUCAGGUUGAGAAAAAGGCAGAUUUUCCCCGAACGUUGGCCGUCGAAAGCAAACGCCAAGCGCCUCGUAAUCACCUGAAAAUUUUACUGGAAAUCACCUUUUCAGAAAGUAUUGUUGCUUUGGAACCGGAACCAGACGCUGGGAACAACAAUAACCUCGAUUUGGAAGAAAUUGCCGCUAAAGCUACGGAAAACGCACGUUUUCUCUGGGCUAUAGAUGGUUUGUAUCAUUACUAUUGCUACAAAAAGAAUCAGAAUUCAGUGCCAGCUGCCCCAAGUGGUCAAUACAAGACUCUCGAAAUCAAAAGAAAAGAAUUGCAGCUCCACAAAAUCGAAGCUGAUCCAUAUUUCCGUAGCUUGAAAUGGCUUCUGGAAACAGGCAUUCUUCAUGAAGGUGACAAGGAUGACCCAAAUCCCAAGAGCAGGUAUGAAUAUCAACAUAUUCCAGGGAGUGGAGAACUGAAUUUACUGGCUGAUGACAUCAUCCUAGGAACACUACAGCUUGUUUCUGACAUUAGAGAUGAAAUACCAGCCACUGAUUCUUUCCUCAAGAGAGAAUAUCAACAGCUUUCCGACCAGGCAGAAGAAUUCGCUGUGGCACUAAUUGAUGAGGUUCAAGACGAAAAAGAUCUUUCUGCAGUCAUUAUGAUGGAAGAUAAAUUCAUUGGAGACGAUACCUUCAAAGAUUCGUUGAGGUGGACAAGAGAAGGAAAUGUUUCAUUGAUCCAACAUGCCAUCAAUCUACGAUGCAAGGCUGUAAGUAUUCAUUCAUGA